Megalobrama amblycephala (Wuchang bream) is the source of this 3229-nucleotide messenger RNA. It is a transcript of the gene fam131bb, whose product is annotated as family with sequence similarity 131 member Bb. The coding region runs from base 1562 to 2998 and encodes 478 amino acids. The record is from RefSeq and is a predicted model, not a curated record. The transcript is spliced from 7 exons. Lineage: Eukaryota; Metazoa; Chordata; Actinopteri; Cypriniformes; Xenocyprididae.
GCCCUUGAACCUUCCUGUCUAGUGUAUCUCUUUACCAUUGACACUGGUAAAAAUAGUAAGUUGACUGUACUCGACAGUCUAUUACAGCAUUCACUCUCUGCCCCACUAUGUCUGCAACACAGACUGACUAAAAGUGUUCUUUUUCUUAUAAAAUGACCAUACAAGAGUUUCUUUUUUUAUAGGCUAUAUAGUAAUAGUCUUGCUCUCAGCAUAAGCUCUGCUCAUUUCUUUUAUCUGUCGUCCUUUAGUCUGUCUGCAAUGGGUGUGAAGCUGUAGUUUUUCAUGUAGAUUUUUUUUUUUUUUUUUCUAGAAUGCUUCUGUGUCUGCCAAAGCAAAUUUCACUAUUACUAUUGCUCAUACUUUCGGUUAUGGAUUUGAAUAAACCCUAAACCUUAAGUAUUAAACUUUGGCAUGUAACUCAUUCUGCACAGUUUCUGCUACUACAAACAUGAAUGAAAUGUCAAAUCUUGCAGUUUGUUGAGGAGAGAUGUGCUGUUACUUUUCUAAACAAUGGGAUGUGUGAAUUUCACCUGGCAGACAAUGAAAAUGAUAAAUAGACUUAUUCGAGGAGGGACCUGAGCCAUAUCUAGGGACCAGGAUGUCAUAAAGACUUUAAGAUAGGCUUUUCUGACUUGGACCACCUAACAACCAUCCAGAGCAUGCUACUAACUCCAUAGCAAUCUGAUGAAAUAAUUCAGAAUAACUUUGCAACCACUUAUAAACCCAUGCAACACCUUUGUGGCUGUGAUGUUUUAGCACCGCUCAUAUUUUCAUUAGCAAAUGUUAAAAUCUAGUUAUUCUCUGGCCACUAUCAAUCUGCCAUUGAUAGUACAUAAAAACAAAGACAAAUUAAAUGAAACAUUCACCCAAAAAUAAAAAUUCUGUAAUAAUUUACUCACCCUCCUAUUCCAAAAGCUCUUUUUUAAAACAAAAAAAAUAAUCUUCUGGUUGCUCUUUUCCAUAAGCCAUGGACUGAAGUUUUCAAUGAUGUAUCAUCUUUGUGUGAACAGACCAAAAUAUGUUUUUAUUCACUGAAAAUCUUGACAUUUGCUCUAGCUUUCUUUGGCGCCUCCUUGAAAGGUCAUGAAAGAAGUUAUUUUACGUUUCUUUUGAGUCUGAUCUUUUCAAUGAAUCAAUUGACUCAGUUCACAAAACCUUUUUGAACCUUUUUAUCUCAUUGACUCUGAUUUGGUCACUGGAAAGAAAGUGAAUACAUUUUGGUGUGUUCCUCACACAAAGCUAUCAUGCAAAAGACAUUUUAGACAGUUGUAUGGACAACAUUUAUGAUACUUUCAUGGUGAUUGAAAGCUUUAGUUCCAGUAACUCAUUGUAACUGCAGCGACCAGUACGUUCUUCUGAAUUUCUUGUUUUGUACUGUAAGGUUCAGAUGAACCUGAAGAUGAGUAAAUAAUGACUGAAUUGCCUUUUUUGGCUGUACUAUUCCUUUAAUCACUGCUUUAUUCCACCUCUAAUCCGGCCAAGUAUUGGCUUCUCAGAAUUUGAUUUCCUCUCAGUUCUUUUUUAUUUCUCUAUUUCUCCUUCAACUUCACAUGUUUUUAAAAUGCCUUGUUCUGUCACGAUCCCCUUCUCUCUCUUCCUUUCUCUGUGGCCGUCUCUCUUCUCCUCUUUUCCCCAACUCUGUCUUGCCCCAUCCCUUUCUUUCCCCAUCCCUCCUUCCUCUCUCUCUCAGCAUGGCCGAACAGACUUUUCAUGGGAUGGAAUCAAUUUGUCCAUGGAGGACACAACCUCAAUCCUCCCUCGGCUGAAGAAGCGGAACUCCAAUGCCUAUGGAAUCGGCGCUCUGGCUAAGUCCUCUCUGACAGGUGUGUCAGGAGUGUCUCGCUCCAUGAAGGACAAGGUUACAAAGCCGACAGCGAUGGCCCAGGGGCGCGUGGCUCACAUGAUUGAGUGGCAGAGCUGGGGCAUGCAGACGGUGGGCGCGGGGGGUACAGGAACGGGACGCACCUCCAGUCUGCACCUCCAACAAGAGCGCAAGCUGGAGAAUGACGCAUACAGCGACCUCAGUGACGGAGAGAAGGAGGCUCGCUUCGCUGCAGGUGUGCUUCAGCAGUUUGCUAUCUCUGAGGCGACGCUGCUGGCCUGGAGCUCUAUGGAUGGGGAGAGCACAAGCGUCGGAUCUAAUCAAGGGAGCGUAGCCCACCUGAGCGAGGCCAACCAGGAAAGCAUCACCAGCCGAGACCAGAUAAUGCACCAUUCAUCUGCAGAGGUUUGGCCCCACAACUACGUCUCCCAGGGUCUUUACUGCCUUUCUUCCUCUGAUGCUUGGGAGCCAAUUAGUAAUGAACAGUCAGGUGUCGCCUCUCCUGCCACUGGUUCAUAUGUCAUGGCAGUCGGGAAUGAGGGUGGAUAUGACCCAAAUACUGCAGCUCACUUCCUGUCCCAACAGCAACAGCAGCAGUAUCAGAACCAGUUACACCAGUUCCAGCAACUGCAGCAGAUGCAGCAAUACCAGCAGCAACAGCUCCUGCAGUAUCAACAACAGCAACAGAUGUUGGAGCAAAGACUACACAGUGCCACUCAUUCUUUACAAGCUACUCCCAACAGCACCGUCCACAGCCUGCCUUCCCGUACUCACCCCCCAUUAGUGGAUCUGUGGGGGGCAGCGCAGACAGAGACCUAUCAGGCAGACUUGGUGGGCUACAUGGGCAUGCCUGUAGCAGUAGAUGGAAAUCUAACAGUCCCCACAGAGGAGGUGACGACAGAUCACUCACCUUUACUGGAAGCCCAGGAGGAGGAAGAGAUCAAAGAGGAAGAUAUAACGUUAUGUAUGGAACCAGAACAAGUGACAUUAAUUCCAUCUCCAGUGACGCAGAGAGAGGAAGUGACCUCAAUGGGAGGAAGCAGUCCAGGUCAAGCCCCUGGAGAAUUUAUUACAGAGCGGAAGGCGUCUGAUGUCUCACCAUCUGUAAUUGAAGAGCUUGAAGAAAAGGAGGAGGAGUCAGAAUCCUCAACUGUAGACAUCAAGACAACCAAUUAAGUGGCCGGCGAGAGACUUGAGCUGGUUUUGACAGACAUUUCAAUCAGCAUAAUCAAACAAUAACAACUCCUAUUUCAGGAAUAACACUAUUGUGAUGGAAUUCAAGUGACUGCUCGAACCCAAAGUGGAAACGCAGAACUGAAAGUUACUGCACUGCGUACGUGAACUCUGAUUUUUUUGUUUGUUUGUUUUUUGUUUUUUGUAAGCCUUAUAUUAUGGAUGUCUGAAAAA